Molecule: messenger RNA, 2469 nt
Organism: Striga hermonthica
Lineage: Eukaryota; Viridiplantae; Streptophyta; Magnoliopsida; Lamiales; Orobanchaceae
Source: the annotation of a GenBank genome assembly
AUGAGGAACAAAGAGUUGAAUGGUUAUUUUAUGGCCUUGAUUUUUGUGGGUGUUGUGCUUUUGGGGAAAGCAGAAAUAUACAUUGUGAGACUUGAAGGAGAGCCUGUGGUGAGCUAUAAAGGUGGCGUUAACGGGUUUGAAGCCACUGCAGUUGAUUCUGAUUCUGAUCAAAAGAUCGAUUUCACCAGUGACUUGGUCAUAUCCUAUGCCCGCCAUCUAGAAAAGAGGCACGAUAUGCUUCUCGGCAUGCUUUUCGACAAAGGAACCUACAAAAAACUCUAUAGCUACAAACACCUAAUCAACGGGUUUGCAGUUCACACUUCGCCCGAUCAGGCAGAGGUACUCAGGCGAGCCCCCGGCGUGAAGUCGGUGGAGAGGGACUGGAAAGUGAGAAGGCUUACUACACACACUCCACAGUUUUUGGGCCUCCCGACCGGCGUGUGGCCCACCAGAGGUGGAGAGGAUCGGGCCGGGGAGGAUGUCGUGAUAGGCUUUGUGGAUUCGGGAAUAGAUCCUCAGCACCCGAGCUUCGCAGCACGCCAAAGUGUAUAUGGGCCUCUCUUUAAGUACAAAGGCAAAUGCGAGGUGGAGCCAAGGACAAAGAAAGAAUUUUGCAACGGGAAGAUUAUUGGAGCCCAGCAUUUUGCUGAGGCUGCUAAAGCUUCUGGUGAAUUUAAUCAGGAUGUCGAUUUCGAUUCUCCCCUAGACGGGGAUGGGCAUGGAAGUCAUACAGCAGCUAUUGCGGCUGGUAACAACGGGAUACCAGUGAGGAUGCAGGGAUAUGAAUUCGGACGAGCAAGUGGAAUGGCUCCUCGUGCUAGGAUUGCUGUAUACAAGGCACUCUACAGAUUGUUUGGAGGAUUUGUUGCAGAUGUGGUUGCCGCCAUUGAUCAGGCAGUUCAUGAUGGUGUCGAUAUUCUAAAUCUUUCGGUCGGCCCCAACAGUCCCCCGACUAAUACGAAGAUCACGUACCUAAACUCUUUCGAUAUAACCCUUCUUUCGGCUGUGAAAGCUGGAGUAUUUGUAGCUCAGGCAGCUGGGAAUGGAGGCCCUUCACCUAAGACUAUGGUGUCUUACAGCCCGUGGAUAACAACUGUAGCUGCUGCAGUCGAUGACCGGCGAUAUAAAAAGCACUUGACUUUGGGGAAUGGAAAAAUUUUAGCUGGACUUGGUUUGUCGCCUUCUACUCCUGUGAACACAACAUAUCCCUUGGUUGCUGCUACUGAUGUCUUAUUGGAUCCUUCUGGAAAUAAGUAUGCCUCUGCCGACUGCCAAAACCCUUCGGUUCUCAACAAAAACUUGGUACAGGGGAAAAUCCUUCUUUGCGGUUACUCGUUUAAUUUUGUCUCGGGAACUGCCUCGAUGAAGAAGGUAGCCGAGACAGCACAAAGCCUCGGUGCAGUUGGCUUUGUCCUUGCAGUCGAAAAUGCUUCUCCCGGAACAAAAUACGAUCCCAUCCCCACUUCUAUUUCUGGGAUCCUUCUCUCGGACCCUAUUAAAUCAUCGAUGCUCAUAGACUAUUACAAGAGCUCCACUGUUAGGGAUUGGAGCGGACGGGUAAAGAGCUUUAAAGCAAUGGGGAAGAUUGAGGAUGGUCGAAUGCCUCGAUUCUAUAAGUCUGCACCACAAGUAGCCGUGUUCUCGGCCCGCGGACCCAAUAUCCAAGAUUACAGUUAUACUGAUGCGGAUCUUCUGAAACCUGACAUCUUAGCCCCCGGCUCUCUAAUUUGGGCUGCUUGGUCUCCCAACGGCACAGACGAAGCAAAUUUCGUUGCAGGAGAAAGAUUUGCCAUGAUAUCGGGCACGAGCAUGGCAGCGCCUCAUAUAGCCGGAAUAGCUGCACUCGUAAAGCAAAAGUACCCUCACUGGAGUGCAGCUGCAAUUAAGUCGGCCCUUAUGACAACAGCCACAACAAUCGAUCGAGCUGAGAGACCACUUCAGGCACAACAGUACUCGGGCUCCGAGUCAAUAACUUUCGUCCCUGCAUCGCCUUUCGAUUAUGGGAGUGGGCACGUGACUCCCAGAGCAGCUCUUGAUCCCGGGCUCAUUUUGGAUGCUGGGUACGAAGACUACCUGGGUUUCCUCUGCACCACGCCAGGUGUCAACCGAGACGAGAUUCGAAACCACACACUCACACCUUGCAACUAUACACUCGGCCACCCCUCAAACUUCAACUCCCCUUCCAUCACAGUUGCUCAUCUUGUUGGGACCCGCACAGUCAAGCGAAUUGUGACCAAUGUCUAUUCAGAGGAGGAAACUUACGUGAUCACAGCCCGAAUGGCUCCAGCCAUAGCCAUCGAGACCAAUCCUCCGGCCAUGACCCUCAGGCCCGGAAGCUCCCGAGAGUUCACUGUCACACUCACCACACGAUCCAUCACCGGGGCCUACAGCUUUGGCGAGGUCUUGCUGAAAGGCAGCCGAGGCCACAAGGUAAGACUCCAGGUCGUGGCCAUGGGUUAUAAGAGAUAA